AUGAUGAAGGGGAGUGUGAACUUAAUAUUCUUUGUUUUUACAAAAGCGCAAAAUUUAUCGCCAGAGAAUUGCGGGCAUUCUGCCUCUUGCUUUUCGACUACUUCAGAAUGCGAUCUGAAAGAUGACGGAAAUUCUUGUGUCACGAGUUUAUGGAAGUCAGUCACAUAUGAGGGGAAGCCAGCUGUGAAUCUGACGAUAUACUCGAGCUCAAUGUCUGAAAAGGAGGGGAACUGGGCGGGCUUAGGCUUCAGUGAAGCAGACGAUAUGGCCAUUGCAGAUUUAUUCAUUUGCAAAAGGAUUGGAAAUGAUACAAAGCUUUUUCAGGACUGGAAUCAUAGAGGAAUUACAAAGCUUCAUAUUCUCUUGAGUUCUUCAAAAGCAUAUUCAUAUCAAAAUGGCCGACCUGUCGAAUAUAUUAACUACUCGGGCAUCUUUCCAGAAACCGUUGAAACUUCACUUCUCGAUCCAAAGAAUUCAACUGUCGGCUUUUGGUGCUCAUUUACCAUGUCGUCAAAUCAUACCAAAAGCUCCAGUACUAAUAGCAGCACAGUUUUCAUUUACGAUAAAAACUCGAUAUAUCAUUUGAUCGAAGCCUAUGGGCAAUUGACGUCUUGGGAUCUAACUUUUCAUGACGGAACUGCAGCUGCUGGAGACGAAGUUCACGGCUUUUACGUAGACGAGAUUCAUAAAGAAUACAAAAUUCCAUCAGAAACGAAGAACACCAAACUGUUCAAGUCACAUGGAAGCCUCAUGAUCAUCGCGUGGGGUUUUUUCAUUCCUGUCGGAGCUCUGCUAGCUGCUGCACGGGUCUUAUUCCAAAAAGGAGGACUCUGGUUCCAUCUUCAUCGUGCAUUCAUGAUCAUUGGAGUUUUGUUAAAUAUUGCUGGAUUUACUGUAAUUUUCAUCGAAAAAGGUGGCUUCGUCUCGCCGAGCUAUACUUUAGGAUACGUUCAUGGAAUAUUCGGCUGCAUGAUCAUGUUUUACUCUGGAAUCAAUGUUCUUCUUGGGCUUUUUCGACCAGAUCUUGAGUCGCCCAGGAGAAAAAAAUGGCGACGAACUCAUUUCAUCUAUGCUGGACUUGCUAUUCUUCUUUCUAAUACGAACAUAACUACAGGGCUUUACAUGGUAUCCCUGAAGUCCUCUGCCAUUGCUUUUGGAGUGCUCAGCGGAGUAGCUAUGCUUUUUAUUCCCCUGUUUCAUUUUUGGCUUUCUUCUGACGAUUUACCAAUGCCGAUUCACCACCUUGUUCUGUCGGGCGUACUCGCCAUUCUGCUCGCGAAUACCGUCGCUGCAGCAACAACGUUCCUUUUGAACACUUGA
This is a messenger RNA of Oikopleura dioica, 1320 nucleotides long. The record is from the annotation of a GenBank genome assembly. NCBI's taxonomy places the organism in Eukaryota, Metazoa, Chordata, Appendicularia, Copelata, Oikopleuridae.